GAAUGAAAUCAUUUAAUUCAUUUGAUCCAUCUUCACAACCCAUUUUGAUGGGAACAACAACCGUUUUGUAUGUACCACUACCAGCGUAAACUGUUCGGAAGCAAUUACGACGUUGUUAUCACAGACCACAAAUCUAACGGACGCCAUGAUUCUUGUUUUCUUUCAGUGGGUAACAGCUGACACGAAGUGAAUUAGAAACAAAGGAAACACGCACUCGCCAUAGCUGACUGGUAUGCUCAUACAGUAUUAUAGGGAUGCCCAAGGAAAAAUAUGAUCCGCCAGACCCAAGGCGGAUGUACACAAUAAUGUCCACUGAGGAGGCAGCCAAUGGGAAGAAGUCAUACUGGGCUGAGCUCGAAAUUAGUGGUAAAGUGAGGAGUCUGAGCACCUCAUUAUGGACGUUGACUCACCUCACUGCUCUUCACAUCGGCGAUAACUCCCUCUCUCGUAUCCCGCCCGAUAUUGCCAAACUUCAAAACCUGGUGUACCUGGACCUCUCAUCCAACAAGAUCAGGAGCCUGCCCGCCGAGCUUGGCAACAUGGUGUCUCUCAGGGAACUUCUUUUAAACAAUAACCAGUUGCGGGUUCUACCUUUUGAGCUUGGAAAGCUGUUUAAGUUACAAACACUGGGGUUAAAAGGAAACCCACUUGCACAAGAAAUAUUGAACCUCUACCAGGAGCAUGAUGGCACGAGGAAACUGCUCAACUACCUUCUGGACAAUCUGGCAGGAACCAAACGAGUCAACUCCGAGCAACCCCCACCCAGAUCAUGGAUUGUCAUGGCCGAGCCUGACCGGGCACGAACAGCAGCCUUGUUUUCUGUGAUGUGCUACAACGUGCUGUGUGAUAAGUAUGCCACGCGCCAGCUCUACGGCUACUGCCCCUCCUGGGCCCUUAACUGGGAGUACAGGAAGAAGUCCAUCAUGCAGGAGAUCAUGAAUUGCAACGCUGACAUCAUUAGCCUACAGGAAGUGGAAACAGAGCAGUACUACAACUACUUCCUACCGGAGCUGAAGGACCAGGGUUACGAGGGCUUUUUCAGCCCCAAGUCCCGCGCCAGGACCAUGUCCGAGUGUGACCGCAAGCAUGUGGACGGCUGCGCCAUAUUUUACAGAACCGAAAAGUUCAGCCUGGUGCAGAAACACACGGUGGAGUUCAACCAGCUGGCUAUGGCGAACUCUGAGGGCUCAGAGGCCAUGCUCAACAGAGUCAUGACCAAGGACAACAUUGGUGUGGCCGCUCUUCUAGAGGUGCGCAAGGAGAUGAUGGAGCAGUCUGUGGGGAAGUCUCUGCACGGCAUGGAGAAACAGCUCCUCCUGGUGGCCAACGCCCACAUGCACUGGGACCCGGCGUACUCCGACGUCAAGGUGGUCCAGACCGUCAUGUUCCUGUCUGAGGUGAAAAACAUAGUGGAGAAGGCCACGCGCAGCCUCAAGCUCUCCUCAGUCUCCGGGGAGACAAAUGCCGUCCCACUCGUCCUGUGUGCUGACCUCAACUCACUGCCCGACUCUGGUGUGGUGGAGUACCUGAGCUCGGGCGGAGUGGACAGCACCCACAAGGACUUCAAGGAGCUUCGCUACAUCGACAGCCUGACCAACUUCAACUGCAACGGCAAGAAUGGCACGUCCAACGGCAGGAUCACCCACAGCUUCAAGCUGAAGAGUGCCUACGAAAACGGCCUGAUGCCUUACACCAACUACACCUUCGACUUCAAGGGCAUCAUUGACUACAUCUUCUACUCUCAGCCUACGCUCAAUGUGUUGGGGGUUUUGGGUCCUCUGGAUCCUCACUGGCUCCAUGAGAACAAUAUCAGCGGCUGUCCCCACCCCCACAUCCCCUCCGAUCACUUCUCCCUGUUUGCACAACUGGAGCUGCUCCUCUCCUACCCGUCAUCAGUCAACGGAAUCCACCUGCCAGGGCGCAGGUAGUUCUCCGAGCCACAAGAGGGAGCUGUUGCUCCAACCUCGUUCUAUUUUUCCUGCAAAGUCGACAAACACAUUCUGUAUCAAUCAAAAUACAAUAAUAGGAGUGGGAUAUGGCCAGCAUUUUUCCCCCAUGGAUUUUAACUGAAGCAAAAGUUCACGACGAUCUCAACAAUACGUCUAUCACAUUUUCUGGGCACAAUUUAAUGUUGUAUAUUUCUUUCACACCGUAUCCCACGUAGCAGUCCUGGGUGUUUCGUUUUUACGUAACCUGCAGAUAAAUUGUUGAAUUGUGUGGCAAUACCAUCAGGCCCACAGGGAGUGCAUGCAUCUGUAGAGUAUUUUCCCACCUCUUAUCACCAGUGAGAGAUUUUGUUACGGGGGGAUUCUUCAUGUCAAAAGCAAGAGCUGGUGACUAACGGCGAGUAAACUGUAGGCUAUAAAAAAUAGUUGCACACUAUAUUAAGGGUAAUUGAUUGUGUAAACCAACGUUUUGGUGUUAGUACCACAGUGCCGAAAUGUUGGUGGUUUACCCAAUAAAUUACUGGGAGUGUGUGUGCGUAUGUGUAUAUACACACACACAUGUAUGUGUGGCUCUCUUUAUAUCCUAUAGGGAUUGUUCAUGUCACCACAGUCCAGUCAGAGCAAGCGGCAAAAUCUCAAGACGCCACCAAUCAACUAGAUAAACCCACAAGGCCGAUAUACCAGCUUUAACCAGAGUCAGUCUCAGCCGCUCCAAAUCCAUUCCCUAGCAUUGCCGUAUCUUGCCAUAAAGAGUGUAGUAGGUUUGGAGGUGCUGGAGAGAGCAGGCCAAACGUUGCACUUUUGCACUCGCUGCUUCUGAGACCACCUCUCCGGGUGCUAAAAGCCUGUCCUCUAGCUCAGCGGCUCCAUUUUAUACUGAGUGGUGCAAUCGCUCUGUGCAGCUAAAGCACAAAGGCAUUUUCAAACCUCCUCUUUGAAAGACUACUGUAAAAUGUCUAUUUCAGUGUAUGAUGCUAGGAUGAUAAUACGUGUAACUUAUCUAGACUCAUAGCAUUAACACCUCGGACUGGUUCUGUUUUUUAUGGCCUAAUCACAAAUCUGAACAUCAUCGCAAAAUGAAGCGACUGCCUUUUUAAUAUUGCAAUGCAAUUUUACCUUAGUCACGUGCCAUAGAGCCAUUUUGAAUCUAGCAUCAGAUAUAAAAAUGUUACAAAAACCACCAGUCAUUCACUGGGAAUGACCUUUAGUGAUCCUUAGCAAUGGGGCUUAGGGAUUUAGAAAGGGAAAAAUGGUCACAGUCAGUCUGACUUGGCAGCUUCCAAACAGGUUGUCUUAUGGAAUUGAGCAGGGGCCAACUUGCUUUAAAUCACAAAUGGUUUAAAGCAGGGUGGACAUCCCCCCCCCCCCCCCCCCCCCACACAAAAAAAAAAUGCUCAGACAGAUCUGUGGUGCUGUCUUUUAGGCCAGUAGCAAACCUUCCAUUACAAAGACAUCCACUCUUUAAUCCAGGGUUAUUCCUCUCCAUUACUAAUAGCUAUUUGUUUGAUACAGGAACUUGGGCUAAAAUUGAUUGUAUAUGAACUGCAGAAGUCCUAAUACACUGCAUUAUUUUGUACCUGUAAGUAUGGUCAGAUUUGGAGAAAAAUGAUUGUAUUGUAAAUUAAGGCUAAAUUUGUAUCCAUUUUAAUUGUUUAAAGUUAAGAAAAUGUAAAAGACCAGCUUGUACAAAAAACGAAACAAUAGAGGUUUUUUCAGGUUUCCGCCGUUGCAAGUUGCACUUGACCAGGUUACAUUUUCCCGGUUUAACCACUUUUUUUAAAUUGAAUGCAUUUCAGAGGCAGGUUUCUGGCUAUUUUCUCACAUCUGUCUUUGGAAUUUGCAGUAAAACAUAAAACGUGCCUCCCUGAUUCUGUUCUCUAAUGCACUGCCAGUGCUAUCAGUGAACACCUGAACAGCUUCCUAUUUUUCUCAAAUUGAAAACACCGUUAGAAUAAUUUUUUUUUUGUAUUAGCUAUCAAACAUAUUUUCUCCUUGUCUCACUUAGUUGAUAUUUUAGAGUAAUCGGGUAAAGUGGCUGUUUUUGCUGGGCUUUAAAAAAAUGUUCAGCUUAAACUAUAAGCCGCUCUUGUCUCUUAACGUGUUUUAGAUCGGUUUUUAUCAUGUCCUUUGUUUUGUCUUUUCGAGGAACCCGAUCAUGCAGAGGUCCAUACUUGGAAGCCUCCCCCUCUUCCUCAGUCUAGUGUAAAAUAGUUGUAUCUAGAGCCACUGACUCCAACUCAGGCAAUUCUCUUAAAAUGUUGUUUCAUUUUUGAGGUGUUUUCGUAUGUCUACUGCUAGACCACAGUGAUAUAUUCUAUUGUCUCUAGUGCCAUUUGAUGCAUUCUACUUCAAGGCCAAUUGUUAAGUCCACUUAUAUACUGUACAGGAAAAUAUCAAGGUAAAAAAUGAACUAAAGGGGGCAUAAAAUGUUAUUCAUAAAUAUUGCUCUGAGCUUGUUGUGAGCCAGCGCUAUGGCGUGGCCCAGCUUGUUUCCUAACCACAGUAAGAUCAGCUACAUGAAAAAAUAUGAUCCGUUUUAAAUUAUUGAUAUUUUCUCUUAAGGCUAAUUUGCGUGUUUUGUUGUGCUCUCCUGAAUUCAGUUUUUUUAUUCAAUGGAUUGACAAGCACUUAUUGUAGAUCACUAGUGCAGCUACUCAUGUGGCUUUUUUUAAAAUGAUACUUUUGCUGUUUUGUAAAAGCCAAUUUUUUAUGAAUUUUACCAAGCAGGAGAAAACGGAAAGGGUUCCGUCUUGGUCCUUUUGUUGUCCCUUUCAAUUUUCCACCAUCCUCUUUUGUUUUACAUCAAAAUCAAUGUAUCUGGUUAAUUAUAUUAGAUUGCUGAUGGUGUUGUAGCUAAAAAGAGAUUUUUUUUGUUGUAAAUUGUGAAUAAAUUGUAUCACGUUUCCUUUCAUGAAUUGUUUGUGUAUCAUGACAAAUGUAUGAUUGGUUUGUCUGUCUUUUCUCAUAGUUUUUCUUUUGUAAUUCUCAAACCAAAUUUAUUUUUGUGAUAAUGUUGGCACACUGAAUUAUAGAUUUAUAUGGUUGCUAACUUUUGAUUUAAGAGAACAUGAUUUGAACAGUAUUUUAAACAAUUGACAAACAUCCUAGAGAACAGUCACAGAUAAAAGAUUUGUCAUUGUCACCAAAUUAUAUUCUCCAACUUUUAGCUGUAUAGAACCUUGUUAUCGGAUGUGGGUUUUGGUUAGGUAGAGUGUCGGGUAGUAGCCAAUGUUGACGAGAUGGCUGGUGUAAAAGACUCUUUGCUUGUAGAUGUGCAGCAUUUUGAGGUUCCGCUGAUUUAGCCAACAUUUAUGACCAUUUGACCCAUACAUUAUUCCCCUGCUGUUUGAUCUGUUGGCAGACCCUAGACUAGAUGGUGGGAAUGGAGAUGUUUGGCAGGCACUAGUCACGGCCUAGUUUACUAACAUCAUUUAGGCCCAACUAAUCCCUGGCAAUGUAGGUAUCUUGCCUUCACCUCUGUUACGUUUGAUAACUGGUGCAUCUAGUCCACCACAGUCCUAGUUCAUAGGCAAAAUAUGAAUUUGAUGUGACUGUCAGAUAAUUGGCACUCAGUCUUUAUGUAUAGUUUACCCAAACUUGGCAAUAAUAAUAAUUAAAACGUUCAACUUUUUUGAAUUUCUUGUUUUGUAAUGCUUUGGCAGAAUUUACAAUUACCUGUCUUUUCCAUUUGAAUCUGUCUCCUUUUCAUGGACCUUUCUCAAUCUGUUUACCAUUCUCUCUUAAGUAGAAGUAGUAAUGCAAUGGUUAGGUUUGUGGCCAGCUGAAAGUUAAGUGUAUAGAGGUAAUGUGUCACUAUGUAAUGCACUGGACCAACUCUUGUUUACCAGUUAUGGAAUACCAGCAACACACUUGCACAAUGUUUUAAAGAGUUAUGUAUUUGAAGAAAAAUAUAGAUAUAUAAAACAUGGCAGCUGUUUUUAAUGUAAUAUUAGGACAUGUACAGCAACCUAAUGGUAAACCAUGGUCUUCAUUAUUUCACUGUUAUCCUCUAGUCUUGGUUCUCUUGAGUAGUCGUGUUUAUACCAGGGUCAGCUUGUUUCCUUUACACCUCUGUAUUUUUUUUCCUACUUCUGGUUGACUAUAAAAUUCUAUAUCUGUU
Messenger RNA from Salvelinus namaycush (lake trout), 6066 nucleotides. It is a transcript of the gene cnot6a, whose product is annotated as CCR4-NOT transcription complex, subunit 6a. Gene Ontology annotation, cellular component: CCR4-NOT complex; nucleus; cytoplasm. The transcript is spliced from 12 exons. Gene Ontology annotation, molecular function: protein binding; poly(A)-specific ribonuclease activity. The coding region runs from base 255 to 1928 and encodes 557 amino acids. The record is from RefSeq and is a predicted model, not a curated record. Lineage: Eukaryota; Metazoa; Chordata; Actinopteri; Salmoniformes; Salmonidae. Gene Ontology annotation, biological process: nuclear-transcribed mRNA poly(A) tail shortening.